Penicillium roqueforti is the source of this 303-nucleotide messenger RNA. RefSeq lists its product as uncharacterized. NCBI's taxonomy places the organism in Eukaryota, Fungi, Ascomycota, Eurotiomycetes, Eurotiales, Aspergillaceae. The transcript has 2 exons. The record is from RefSeq and is a predicted model, not a curated record. The coding region runs from base 1 to 303 and encodes 100 amino acids.
AUGGUCAAACCAGUGAAGGUUCAAUACAUCGGAUGGGAGGAUGACUUUCGCUACGCCGAAGAGAAAUCUCGGAUCACAGAGCAUAUUCAAAAGAUUGCAGAAGAUAACGGAUUUUCCCAUGCCUUGGUACAAGACAUGAUCAUGAGAUACCGCUACAGAUCCCAAGGACCAUGGAUAGAUGUGCAUUUCAAGCGUGAGCAAUGGGUCACAAACGGAGUAGGGAAAUACGUGUUUACAAGAUUAUGGUUUAAUGAGGAUGGGGACCUCGACAAGGAUCCGGAGUUCUUCGAGGUAGAAAAUUGA